AAACAGGAAUAUUCGUACGAACUUGUGUUGUGUUCGAAACUGUCUUUCAUUUUCAAUUUUCAAGGAUACAGUAAGUUCAUCCAGGGACAGACAUAGUACCGUACGUAAAGUACCGUACUUACUUCAUACGAAUUUGACGUCAAAGAUCACAACAACAAUUGUAAGUAUCCCAAAAAAAAGAAACUAAAGGAAAACAAUGCGCUUGCUCUGAAUGGUGUCGGGAAUGAUGAUGGCAAGAAGGUCAGAGUCGGGUAUUCCUUCACUGUGUCAAGCGCUAUGGGUAAUUUAUCUAUUUUUUCAUCUACGCUGUUACUGCGAUGGAUUGCAGCCACAACUAACUUCUGCGGUGCUUGAUGAGAACAAAAGCAGUAGCCCGCUCACUGGAUUCGUGGUGGAUGGAUUCGAUGCUACGGCUUGCACUACGAACAGGCGGGGAGUUCUUCGUGCACUCUUCGGUGCCACGUUUUCUGCUACCAGUACCACAUUGAGACCUUCCUUCUCUUGGGCUUCUGCUUCGGCUCCGAACAGUAAUGCGCCUCCCUCUCCCUUUGUGUAUUCGGACUCCUGGACGGGAACGCGCCUGGAGAUCAAGACACUAAGCGAAGCCACUACCGAUGGUGCGUACUUGAUCAAUCGUUCGAGCGGCGGUGGUUCGGUCACCUAUCAAUGGCCGAUGGGAAAGUGGCCGGAUCCCGCGCUGCGAAUCCCCGCAACACCGGUCCCCCCGGCAAUGUGGCUGGAGGGGUCGGCGGAAGAACGCAGGCUUCGGCUGGCGGCUGCCAUCCUGCGGGACACGGCCCGGGCGGAGGGCGCGGUGGGGUUAGCGGCACAGCAGUGCGGGGUGGAUGCCCGCAUGGUGUACCUAUCGUCCAGCGGCAGGGUCGGAAGCGGAGAUCUCGUGCUGAUCAACCCCCGCAUCACCGCGCGGAGUCCCGAGCCGAGCAUGAGGGUGUGGACGGAAGAAUGCCUCGUCUUGCCACCUUCCUUCCGGGCGACCGUCCUGAGGGACGAUUGGAUCGAUGUGGAGUACGACCGCUCGUACGAGUACCGGGCACCGGCCAAAAGCGCAACAAAACACGACCGAGAGCCGUCGGUUCGCUCGCUGUCAUCUGCGACGGCGCGCUUCUUCGGAGAGCAGAGCCGCUGCCUCCAGCACGAACUCGAUCACGACCGCGGCAUUUUGAUCACCGACCACGUGGGGCUGGAUGAACUAGAAAACGAGACAAUGCGAACGAUCGAGGCCGAGGGGCACGACAGGCGACAGGCAAUUGCCUAUGCGAGGGAAUGAUCGAACUCUCCGACAAAUAAAAGUAGCAUGUUGCUGCGUUUCAAAUUCCCUGAGAGAAUGGUGCCAAGCGCAUUCAAAGUCACGAAAAUAAGCAAAGAAAAAUUCACUCCUUGUACAGUAUAUUCAUUGAAGAAAUAAUAAUUAUUGCU
Messenger RNA from Pseudo-nitzschia multistriata, 1437 nucleotides. Lineage: Eukaryota; Bacillariophyta; Bacillariophyceae; Bacillariales; Bacillariaceae. The record is from the annotation of a GenBank genome assembly.